AUGGCGUCGGACAAUGUAAAAGUGUCGAUCAAGGUGAGACCCCUGAUCAAACGGGAAAAGGAUAGCAAACUCACAUCGCAAUGGCGCGUCCGAGAUAAUGCGAUAGCGAUGGUGGACGGCAAUAGCGAUCCUUUCGUGUUCGAUCACAUUUUCGAUGAAAAAGUGCCAACGAAACAAUUGUUUGAUACCGUUUGCCGGCCGGUUAUUCAUUCCGCACUGAAGGGCAUCAAUGGUACGAUAUUUGCAUACGGUCAAACGUCGUCGGGCAAAACGUACACCAUGAUCGGUGACGCCGAUGAGCCCGGUGUGGUGCCGCUGACGGCCCGCGAGAUUUUUGAAGAGAUCAAGCGAAUAAAGGAUCGCCAGUUUCUGAUUCGUGUCGGAUUCAUCGAGAUCUACAACGAGAAGAUACACGAUCUGCUUAACACGGCCAACACGAACCUGAAGGUAGCGGAGAGCCAAUGUGGCGACGUGUCGGUCAAUUCGAAGGAAUACAUAACGAACUGUCCGGAACAGAUCCUACAGUAUGUCGAUGCGGGCAACAAGGCGCGGAAGUGUGGCGAGACGAACAUGAACGAACGAUCGAGCCGAUCACACACCAUCUUUCGUAUUACGAUCGAAUCGCGCAUCAUCAACACGACGAGUGCCACGGUGGACGGUGAGACGGACAAUGAGGCGGUUCAGAUCGGCAUUCUUAACCUGGUCGAUCUGGCCGGGAGCGAACGGGCGGAUCAGACCGGCGCCACCGGGUCACGGUUUAAGGAGGGAGUGUGCAUCAACCGGAGCCUCCUGUCGCUGAGCUGCGUCAUCCAGAAGUUGAGUGAAAACUCCGACAAACAGUUCAUCAACUAUCGCGACUCGAAGCUGACCCGCAUCCUGCAGGCGUCGCUCGGUGGGAACGCGAUCACGUCGAUGAUCUGCAACAUUACGCCGGCGGUAAUGGACGAGACGUACUACACGCUCAGCUUCGCGAUGCGCGCCAAAAGCAUCAAGAACAAGCCGAAGGUGAACGAAAUCCUGACCGAUGCGGCCAUGAUGAAGCGGCUGGAGCGCGAAAUCAAACGGCUGCAGAGUGAGCUUCGCUCGGAGCAGCACAAGAACAGCAAGAUCAAGACGCUGGAGCUGCAGAACGCGAUCAUACUGCGAACGAAUCAGUUCAUCAACUCACAGCAACCGCAAUCAAUGCUGACCGAUAGUUCCCGCCGGCGUACCUGGUGCCCGACGACCACCGAGCAGCAGCGCAACUCACUACAGAAACAGUCCUCCGAAACGGCGUGCGAAACUCCCAACAUAAUGGGUCCCCCGUUGUGCCGGGGGCUUUCCGGUGGCGCUCCAAAGGCCACACUUUCCGUGCACUACGAUGACUUCAUUCCGGCACUAGCCCUCCCCGUGCCCGAUGUUUGUCAAAUCGACUACCAGGGGCUGUUUGACCAUCACGAUCUGUUGGCACGCAAAAUGGCACGCUCCAUCUCACCGACCAGCAACGGGCCGGUCAAUCCGUUCAGUGCCACCGAAGGUGACGAGUUUGUGCCCGGUGAGCAGAUCAGCUUCGGACACACCUCGUUGUCACCGUUCUCCAACGUGAAGCGUGAUUUGCACACACCGACUUGCCUCCGCAAGCAACGGCGAUCGUCCACCGGUGAUUCACCGACCCAUUACAACUACGAAGCAAGGUGCCGGGCGCUGGAACAGGAGCUCACGGAGCUGCAAGAGUUUACCAAGCUAGAAAAUAUCGUCGAACUCCAGAGUCUGAAAGAGGAUCUGGCCACUAGCGAGGAACUGGUCGGCACACUCCGGAACGAGAUCGAUGCUAAGGAGCAGCAGAUGGAGCAUCUGGACGAAAGAUGCACCCAUCUUGAGAUCGAGCUAAAAGACCACAAGAGUCGGGUGGCGAAAGCGGAAGAGGAACUCGGCCGGGCGCGAAAGGAACGGCAAAGUGCAAUGAAGGAGGCAGAGCUGCAUCGCAAUCAGAACACGGGCAUCGAGUACGAGUACGAACGGUUCCGGCAGCGAGCGGAGGCGCGCGAGAAGGAACUGAUCGAAUCGCUGCAAGAGGCACGCAGCACCGCCAACAGCCAGGGCAACGAUAGCUUCAAGUUGGACCAGAAGCGCGAGGAAAUGAAACGAUUGGAAAUGCAAAACUUCGAUUUCACGCUCCAGCUUGAGGAGUGCAACAAGCAGAUUGAGCAGCUGAAAAGUUCGCAUCUGGACCAGCACCGUCGGCUUGAGCAGAUCAAACAGACGGUCCUGCAGUUCCACCGACCGGACAAUGGUGACGAUAUCACACUGCUUGUACAAUUGAUACGGAAAACUCUGCUUCUAACCGAUUCCGAUGAAAAUGGGGAACAUUUACCCAAGCAGAAUGGGCUGCUCUCGCCUGGAAGUAGCACCGCUACUGAGGAGACAAAAGGAGGCACGGACGGGGAGCCUACCGUGAAGGCGUUGCUCCAAACCAUCGAACAGCUCGAAGAAACCAAUCGCGCGCACUCAGCGCAAGAGCUAACGCACGCCACGGAGAUGAGCCAAGUCCGGCUCACUCUGGAGGCGAAGAUUGCCAGCGUGUCGCAGCUGGAAGCGGAGGUUCUGGCGUGGAAGCACAAGUUCGAAACGCAGACCACCGAGUACGAAGAGCUAUCGACCCAGAUGAUGGACCAAAUGCAGGAGAACGAAGUGCUGCGCAAGGACUACAACAGCCUUCAAUCGGAAGCCGAAACCAAGAGCGAACAGCUUGCGCUGGAAGUCACCGGUUUGCGAGAAGCGCUCGAGCAGGCCAAACGCGAAGCUGCUACCGGAAGGUCGGAACUGGAACGAGUUGACGAGUUGCUGCGCGAGCAGAUUCACGAGUUGCAGUUGAUGGUGGAAAACCAACAGUCCCUGGCGGCGAGUGCCGAAACUGAGAAGGAACGGCUUCAGCGUAACUGCAACGAGGAACUUGCCCGAAUUGAACUGCAAAAGAACGAUCUUGAUGCGCACGUGAAACGGCUGGAGCAAGAAAUCGAAGCCUACAAAACAGACCUCCAAUCUGCGCGAUCCGAUCGCGAUCAGGAGCAACGCACCCUGAAGGACGCACAGGAAGAGUGCAUUAGCAAGCUGAAACUGGAAGCAGAGCAAUGCCGUGCGGAGCUGAUCACUGUCCAGGAACAGAACAAGGUUUUGGAGGCACAGCAAAAGCUGGCCAAGGACCAGUGGGAAGACGCAGAAGCGAAGCUGUUGGACGAACUCGAAACGAUACGCAACCAAGUGGACCGAUUGGCGGAAGAAAAAGCUGCCCUCGAAAAGCAACAUUCGGAUUUGGUUGACGAGUGGGUGAAAGUGGCCAAUGAGCACGCGCAAGAAACGGAACGCCGUGCAGCGGACCUCACUGAGGCGGCGAACCAAUACGCUGCCCUGGAGGAAACGCAAAAGGCGGAGCGAGAGAACUACGAAACGGUGUGUCAAAAGCUCCGCGGAGAACUCCAAAGUGCGGGCGCUGAAAUUGAACGGCUGUCGGAGGAAAAAGACACCCUCCGGAAGCUCGAGUCCGGUGAACAUGAAUCUCUCGUCCAACGGUUAGAGGAACUGAAGGGAGAAAGGAUAGCGCUGGAAGGGCAACUCAACGAGAAGGAGGCAGAGUUGGCGAAACUAACAAUCGAGCUGCAAGAUGUUCGAAAACAGCAAGAGGAAUCAAUGGAAGAAUGUCGCCGGCAAUGUGGCAUCCAGCGCGAAGCAGCGAACCAAACGUUGGCGGAAGAAUUGGCCGAGCUGAAGCUUACGAUCGCCGGUUUAACGCAAGAGAAGGAAAGCGCAGAACGCCUUCACUCCGAGCGGGCGCAAGAACUGACCCACAGCAAGGACCUCCUGCAUGGUCAGAUAGCCGAGCGGGAAGAGAACAUACUCAGGUACAUCGGUGAGCUUGAGGCGUUGCGCACCGAACAGAUCCAGUUCGUUGCGCAACAAAACGAAGCCCAUAAACUGCUCGAAGAUCGUAACGGAUCGCUCGAACAGGAACUCGAAUCUCUGCAGCGCUCGGUUGAGCAGCUAAUGGCAGAUAACGAAACGCUUCUGCGGGAGCAACUGGAAUCGGAACGACUGGUCGGUCAGCUCGAGCGUGACCUCGAGACGGUCCGCGGUGAGCUGGAACGGGUUCGCCAGGAUUUGGUGGAGGCGAAGCGACUCCACGAUGGUAGAGCCGAGUCGGAACGGGCACUGGCGCAGGCCACCAAGGAAGACAUAGAGCGCCUGAAUCGCUCGAUCGGCUCACUGGAGAACGAAAAGCGUCGUAUGAUCGAGGUGGAAUCGGAACUACGACAGGAGCUGGAGCAACAGACGGAGCGCGCCCAGGAGUUUGAAGAGCGAUGCAAAACACUUGACGCCGCCCGGGAGGAGCUACGCAAGGAAAACAGUGAUCUUACGGUCGCGGUACAGCAACUGUCGGCCAAGUUCGUCGGCCUCGAGGAACAGAUGGUGAGCAGUGAAGCGGUUCAGCGCAAAACGAUCGAUACACUGGAACGGCAGAAAACGGCCCUUGAGGAGGAAAGAAAAUCCCUGCAACUCGAAUUGAGUGCGGCACAGGCCGCCCGAACCAGCCUGCAGGCGGACAUUGAAGAGUCGCGCGGCGUCCGGGACGUUCUGGAGCGUGAGCUGCACGAGUUGAAGGCUGAUCGCGAGCGGCUCGACGCUAGGCUCGACACCGAGGUGGACCGAUGCGAGCAGGAACGUGAAGUAGCGACCCGGCUUAAACGAGAGCUGGACGAGAAGCGAACGGAAUUGGAACGACUUAUGUCCACCGGGCGACCGUCGCUCGGUGAUGGCCGAGUGGCGCAAGCGUUGCGGCGCGAGAACGAAGAUCUUCUCCGGCAGCUGAACGAGGCACGGCAAGCGGACGGGACGAAGGGCAAGCAGCUCCAGGAGCGGGUUGAUGAGCUGCAGCGCCUGGAAGUGGAAAUCGCGCGGCUACGCGACGAGAUGGCCUCCAUGCGGCACGAGGCAAGCUUCAACGAAAAGGUGGACGAAAUCACCGAGCUUCAGCAGAAGGUACAGGCCGCGGAGAAGGGCCGCGAGGAGAGCACCCACCGGCAGCAGUCCCUCCAGCGGAUGUACGAUCAGUUGCAGUGCAAAAAUCAAACCCUCUCGAAGCAAAUCGAUGAGCUGCGCCGGACGACGGACAAAGACCGCAAGUCGCGACGCCAGAGCACACACGACGAUCGCCGGGGGCUGGUUUUUAACCAGAAGCAAGUGGGCACGAUGACGGACCCAACCUCCACCGACUGCAGUUGCCUCGAUAUGGCCGCCCAAAUUAAGCAACUGCGGGAAGCGCUCACCCUCAAGGAGUGUCACCUCAACACGCAGAAGCUAAUGAUGUCGGCGAACCCACUCAAGAUCGAGGUGGUGGAACUGCGCCGCAAGCUGGACGAGUACACCCGGGACAGGGAACAGGUACAGCAGGAACUGAACGACGUCCUGUCGCAGCUCGAAAAGGAGCGCAAAGAACGCAAACGGCACUGUACGCAAUGCAUCCGCCACAGCCGGCAGCAAAAUGCGCGCUGCGAUAAGGCCGUCCAAGCGUACCAGAUGAGUGUCACGUCGCCCGGACCGGGGCCGGCGGGCACAACCAACAAAGCGACGUCCGCGGUGUCCGUGUCGAUCGUUUCAACCUCAACGCCGGGCGGCGCUAGCGAUGAGAGACGUGCGGUGGCGGAACUGGGAGUGCUUCAGAAGCGUUGCGAUGAGCAGCAGGAACAGUACGAACAGUUGAUGGAGAAGUAUCAAAAGAUGAAGCAAUUGUGUCGCUUACGCAACGAGCGGAUCGUCAGCCUGAGUAACGGGAUGGCGGAGAAGGAAAAUGAGAGCGAAAACGUGAACCGCAGCAUGCAGAACGAGUGUGUGAAACUCAAGCAGCAGCUGAAGGAAGCGGAAAGCAAAUAUGCACAAAUUAAUCGAAUACAGCAACUGGCGGGUGGAAGGUCAUCGUCUGUGAAAUCCGACGUCGGUCUGCAGACGGAUACUGAUUCUUCCCAGGAACUGAUGGAGCUUUAUCGUACGAAGUACGAACGGUACAAAGCGAUAGCCGCGCGGCUGAUGGAGGAACGAGGAUCUUUGCGCCAGGCUGCCGCGCGCCGUCAAACGUGCGGUUCAUCGAGCUUGUCUUCGAGCGCGUGGUCUUUGCACAUUUAUACUGGCCCCAAGCACCGGAGCACCGUGCCAAAGACCACAUAUUCGCAGUCCGAGAUGUCCGAGAAUCGGGAUGAAAUUCUGGCCGAUUUUCAGAGCAUAACGGCCAUUGACGAUGUUAGCGAAGCGAUCUUUCAUCUGGAGGAAUGCAACUGGAAUUUAAUAUCAGCCAUACAGCGUGUCCUGCCGCAGGAUCCGUCCGAUCAUCAUCAGCAUACACCACCGGUGGUGGCCGCGGUGCCAUUAUCCAAUCACCGCCCAGGGUCCGGUUCUUUGCUCACACACAACAGUAACACUGCCGGCAACCGGAAUAGCAGCAGCAGCAGCAGCAGCGCCUCGGCCCUGUUCGGUGGCGGAGGUGCUGGAGGGAUGUAUGCUAAUGAGCUAAAUCACUUCGAAGCCGUCUCGAACGUGGAGGAACUAAUGACGGCCCCGUCGUCGCCGGUGAAAAGCAACUUCAUCAACAACAGCAACAGCGGCAGCAACAACUUCGAUGCUCGUGCAUCCACGUCGCGUUCGGGGAGCAGCAACGAUUUCCGCACCGCUCUUAACUAUCUGGAUACAAAACCGUACGAUCUGCUGUUUAAGAUACACUUCAAGAACGGGGUGCAUCUGAUCCACAUCUCGAACCACGCGACGAUCGGUGAUCUCAAGGGGAGGAUCUUCGACAAGACCAGCGUGCCGGUGUGCCGGCAGGCACUGAAGGGCUGGGAGCCGGGCAAACAGAAGGACACGCAGAACCUCUCGACGCCGCUGAAGUCGCUCAACAUUGUCGGCAAGGAGUUUAACCUCAUCCUGAACGAUCUGACCGAGGAAGGUUUCGUCGGCGAAGGAGGCAGUGAUGCGCUGGCCGUGCUCAACCAGCAAACCUACACACUUCACAUCAACGUGCAGCCCGAGAAUCGGUUGCUGAAGCUAAACUUUCCCGGCCAGCAGAAUGUGCUCGCCAUCAAGAGUGCCGUCUACACGGUGACCGACAUUCCCGUGCGCCAUCAGGUGUGGUCCGGGUGGCCCAGCGACGUCACCAACGCGACAACGCUGGCCGAAUCGGGCGUCGGGCUCGAGCACAAUCUGGUGCUCAAUCGGACCGACGACAGUGCGGCCAAGAUAACCAACAACAACAACAACAGCAGUAGCAACAACAACAACAAUAACGGCGUUGGGAGCAGCAGCAGCAACUAUCUACGGAAUGUGCUGGUCAGUGCGGGCACGAGCGGGAACAGUAGUGGCAGCGGCAGUCGCAGUGACCUCCGCCGACAUACUUUCAACGCCGGAGGCAACGACAGCCUACCGAUCAUAGCGAUCGACUCGGAGAGCAGCGGCGAAGAGUUCGAGGAUGCGUCAGACUUUAACAACGACGACGACAUUUUCACCGAAACCCCAAUCAUCAAUCAGCAGAAGCGUUUGAUUCCCGAUAAUACGGACGAUGAAGCGAUCGGCAGCAUACAGUUUGUGGAGAACUUCGUCGAACGGUACGGGCCGCAGCAUCCGAUGUUUUUCCAGGGCAGCCUUGAGGAUGCACUGAAGGAGGCUUGCCAUCGACCGUCGGCUCGUGAUCGUAAGCUUCUGGCAAUUUAUCUCCACCACGAUGGCAGCGUUCUGACGAAUGUGUUCUGUGGCCAGCUGCUGGCCUGCGAGAGCAUCGUGCAAAUCUUGCUCGAUCAUUUUGUGCUUUACGGGUGGGAUCUAACAUUCGAAAGUAAUAAAAACAUGUUUUUAUCGUCGAUAUCGGCCUGCGUCGGCAUGACGGCUUCGAUAACGGUGCGCAAUAUUCCGACCGAUCGGUUGCCGGCGAUACUGGUGAUAUCGAAAAAUCGCAGCCAGUGCGAAGUGUUCCAGGUGAUCUACGGUAACGUCGGGGUGGACGAUCUCCUGUCGAAGCUGAUGGAAGCGUCGGAGAUGUACAGCGAGCAGCUAAAGAUGGAACUGCGGGAAGAGAACGAGCGGCACGCCCGGGAGCAGGUGAAGCUGGAGCAGGAUGCGGCGUACCGUGAAAGUCUGGAGGCAGACCGCGCCAAGCAGGAGGCCAAGCGACAGAAGGAGAUGAUGGUGCAGUCCGAGCGACGCCGGCUAGAGUCGGAGCGGGCCGAGACGGAAGCGAAGCGGGAAGCGAUACGGGAGCUGGCUCGCCAAACGGUGCCGGACGAACCGCAGCAGAACGGUGGCGACAGCAUCACCAAGAUCCGCGUCCGCACCCCGUCCGGCGAGAUGCUGGAGCGCAAGUUUAUGGUCGAAACGAGGCUCGAACUGUUGUUAAACUAUAUCACCGCCGAGGGCUACCUGAUCGACGAGUUUAAGGUGAUCUCGAGCUGGCCCAGAAGAGACUUAACCACAGUGAAUCCCGACAGCACGCUAAAGGAACUGAAACUGUACCCGCAGGAAACGUUGAUCCUCGAGGAACGAUGAUUUCGGGAUCAUCCGCGUCGCGUGUGUCGUACUUGUUCCGCAGAUCAUCAUCAGCAGCAGCAGCAGCUUCGUUGGCAUGUUGGAGAUUUGGUUUUUUUCGAUUCAUUUGUCACCGGAACGACACGUGCUCCGGGGGUCGCGUGCGCCGGCAGCGUGGAACGCAAAGCCUCCCUCUUCGUUACGUUGUUUCCGUUUCGCCCGCUGCCUUCCGAAAAAGAUUCUCCCCAUUUGUGCUCGUCCGAAUAUUGUGUGCACGGGUUUUGCGAAGCAACGGGAAGCCCAAAUCUGUAGUAGAGUGUCAU
Molecule: messenger RNA, 8858 nt
Organism: Anopheles cruzii
Lineage: Eukaryota; Metazoa; Arthropoda; Insecta; Diptera; Culicidae
Product: centromere-associated protein E-like
Exons: 19
Coding region: 1-8556 (2851 amino acids)
Biological process (GO): mitotic cell cycle; microtubule-based movement
Cellular component (GO): microtubule
Molecular function (GO): microtubule binding; ATP binding; plus-end-directed microtubule motor activity
Source: RefSeq, a predicted model, not a curated record